Molecule: messenger RNA, 1226 nt
Organism: Panonychus citri (citrus red mite)
Lineage: Eukaryota; Metazoa; Arthropoda; Arachnida; Trombidiformes; Tetranychidae
Exons: 3
Coding region: 243-863 (206 amino acids)
Biological process (GO): DNA-templated transcription initiation
Cellular component (GO): RNA polymerase I complex
Source: RefSeq, a predicted model, not a curated record
UCCAAUUUAAUUGUUUUCCUCUUGAUUGCAAUUAAUUGAAAUUUAAAUUAAAUUUGAUUGAUUUUUUGGUUAUGAUUUUUUUUUUCGUCUGAUUCUUGAGACUCGUUAGAUUGUUUUCUCUGUUUGAUAAGUUUCUUUGUUUUUCUUUUCUGUUUCUUUUUGUGUUUUGUUUUGUUUUUCUUCUUGGUUGGUGUUUGGUUUUUUUUCUCUCUCUUUGAUUAUUGAUUGGAAUCAAAUUCUAAAUGCAUUCAGUUUUUGAAUUAAAUGUUGACCAAUUAGAUGAACUGGUUAAAGAUGAAUAUUCUCUAAUUAAGAUUGUUGAGAGAGAAUUGUCUGUUCCAUUACCACCUUACAAAUUGGAUAAAGUUGCCAAUACAAUUUAUGAUUUAAUCAAAUAUGAAUGGACCAAUAGAUACAGUAUAGAUUUACAAGGUAUUCUCCUUUAUCAUGAUCAACUUGAAUUUAAAUCUGAUUAUGGAAGAAUUAAAGAUGAUUGUCCAUUCGUUUUCUGGGAUAUCUCAGCUCGAUUUUACAUUUUCUGCCCUUCGGUUGGAUCCAUAAUUCGUGGUAAAAUAAACAAAUUCACCAAAACCCAAGUGAUGAAUGCACUUGUAUUAAAUUGUAUUAUCGCAGCAUUUAGUCCAGAAAAGGUUCAUGAUUCAGUAUCAAAUCAAAUGGAACUUGGAAAAGAGAUUUUAUUUCGAGUUGAAUCAUUCGAUGUGGAUCAUUCAUUAAUCUAUGGAAUAAUUGAUGAAGAAUGUGUUGAAUUAAUGAGAGAAAAAGGAAUCGUUGGAUUACAACCAAUAAUUAACGUUACGAAAGCAAUUGAAUUUGAAACAACAAACCAACAAGAUCAACAAUAAAGAGGAUGAGAUGAUUAUGGUGACAUUUUUGUUUCAAACAAAAUAACAAUUAACACAAUUAAGAAAAUUAUAUAUAACAAAAAUUAAUUUUCGAGCUGUUAUAUUAUCAUGUUAUCUCAUGUGAUCAUAGAAACUUUCAAAGUUUAUGUUAAUCAACAGGAUCCAGAGACAAUUAAGGAAAUUGAAAGCUCGUUAACCACAAUUGCAGUUAAUCUCAAUGAAAGCAAACAUCUCAAUCAAGUCAAAGGAAGUUCAAUUGAUUAGCUAAUUGCCAGUAAUUUUUUUCUUCUUCAGUUAACUGAUCUGUUGUUAAAUUUAAACGGAUUGUCCUAAAUAACCAUCUAACUAAUUAUUAGAGUGGAA